AGCAGCCUGCCAGGCACCGGAGCCCAAAUGAAGCCCCGAGCCUCUGCCCGCGCCUGUGCCAUCGUGCUGGUCCUGCUGCCGCUGCUGGCUGUCCUCCAGACCACCUGUGCCCAAAAGAAUGCCAUCGACAUCUACAGCCUCACUGUGGACUCCAGGGUCUCCUCCCGGUUUGCCCACACGGUCAUCACCAGCAGGGUGGUCAACAGAGCAGAUUCCAUACAGGAGGCCACCUUCCAGAUGGAGCUGCCCAAGAAAGCCUUCAUCACCAACUUCUCCAUGAUCAUCGACGGUGUGACGUACCCAGGGAACAUCAAGCAGAAGGAUGCAGCCCAGGAGCAGUACAGCGCGGCCGUGGCCAGGGGGGAGAGCGCUGGCCUCGUCAAGGCCACUGGGAGAAAGAUGGAGCAGUUCCAGGUAUCGGUCAGCGUGGCUCCCUCUGCCAAGGUCACCUUCGAGCUGGUGUACGAGGAGUUGCUCAAGCGGCGUCUGGGAGUGUAUGAGCUGCUGCUGAAAGUCCAGCCCCAGCAGCUGGUCAAGCACCUGCAGAUGGACAUUCACAUCUUUGAGCCUCAGGGCAUCAGCUUUCUGGAGACAGAGAGCACCUUCAUGACCAAUGAGCUUGCAGACGCCCUCACCGUCUCACAGAACCAGACCAAGGCUCACAUCCGAUUCAAGCCGACUCUGUCCCAGCAACAGAAGUCUGCGGAGCAACAGGACACGGUCGUGGAUGGCGACUUCAUCGUCCGCUAUGAUGUGAACCGCACCCUCUCUGGAGGCUCCAUUCAGAUCGAGAAUGGCUACUUUGUGCACUACUUUGCCCCCGAGGGUCUGUCCAUGAUACCCAAGAAUGUGAUCUUCGUCAUCGACACGAGUGGCUCCAUGAUGGGCAAGAAAAUCCGGCAGACUCGGGAAGCCCUCAUCAAGAUCCUAGAGGACCUCAGGCCCGAAGACCACUUCAACCUCAUUAGCUUCAGCGGGGAAGCAACCCAGUGGAAGCCAUCGCUGGUGCCAGCUUCGACCCAGAACGUGGAGGAGGCCAAGAAAUACGCUAACAGCAUCAAGGCCCAGGGAGGAACCAAUAUCAACGAUGCGAUGCUGAUGGCCGUGCAGCUGCUGGAGACAGCCACCCGGGAGGAGCAGCUGCCCUCAGGGAGCGUGUCCCUUCUCCUCCUCCUCACUGAUGGCGACCCCACUGUGGGCGAGACCAACCCCACGGUGAUCCAGAAGAAUGUGCAGGAGGCCAUAGGCGGUCAGCACAGCCUCUUCUGCCUGGGCUUUGGCUUUGACGUCAGCUACGCCUUCCUGGAGAAGCUGGCGCUGGACAACGGCGGCCUGGCUCGGCGCAUCUACGAGGACUCGGACUCCGCCCUGCAGCUGCAGGACUUCUACCAGGAGGUGGCCAACCCCCUGCUGACCGCAGUGACCUUCGAGUACCCAGGCAAUGCCGUGGAGGAGGUCACGCAGGACAGCUUCCGGCUGUUCUUCAAGGGCUCCGAGAUGGUGGUGGCCGGGAAGCUCCGGGCCCAGAGCCCUGAGGUGCUCUCCGCCAAAGUCAGCGGGCAGCUGCCCACGGAGAACAUCACCUUCCAAAUGGAGUCCCAGGUGGCAAAGCAGGAAGAGGAGUUCCGACAGCCCAAGUACAUCUUCCACGGCUUCAUGGAGAGACUCUGGGCGUACCUGACCAUCCACCAACUGCUGGAGCGAAUGGUUUCUGCGUCCGAAGCUGAGAAGCAGGCCCUGGAGACCCAAGCUCUGGGCUUGUCGCUCAACUAUAGCUUUGUCACCCCCCUCACGUCCAUGGUGGUCACCAAACCGGAAGGCCAAGACCAGUCUCAAGUUGCUGAGAAGCCCGUGGAAAGUGAAAAGGUUCCCUCAGGUCGCACUGUCUUCAGACAUGGAGCCAUGGGACACAUAAGGCCCAGAAAACCAAGUAGAAAAGCAGAUGGUCCUAUUACAGUGCUUGAUUACGUGGACGAAACAAUGGAAGAAACAAGCCCUACAGCCGCACCACCAGCCCCCAUCCAGGCUCCCACCGUCAUCCUGCCUCUGCCUGGGCAGAGCGGGGACCAGCUCUGCGUGGACAUCAAGCGCACCUCGGGGCCAUUAUUAAUCCUGUUCGCAGACCCUGAGCAAGGUCUCGAGGUGACUGGGGAGUAUAAGGUGGAGAAGGCCCAGUUCUCACAGAUCGAGGUGGCUUUCAAGAAUCCCCAGCUGCAGGUCCACGUGUCCCCUGAGCACGUGGUAGUGACUCGGGGCCGAAGAAGCUCUGAGUACAAGUGGAAGGAGACGCUGUUCGUGGUGAUGCCUGGCCUCACGAUGACCAUGGACAAGGCGGGACUCCUGCUGCUCAGCAGCCCAGACAAAGUGACCAUCGGCCUGCUGUCCUGGGACGGCCCUGGGCAGGGGCUUCGGCUGCUUCUGCGGGACACUGACCGCUUCUCCAGGCACGUCGACGGGAUCCUUGGCCGCUUUUACCGGGGCGUGCUCUGGGGGCCCCCAGAUGCCACAGAUGAAAGCAAGCGAACACUGAGGGCUCAUGGGUUUGACUUCAAUGCCACCAGAAAGCUCAAGCUGGAUUACCAAGAGGGGACCCCAGGAACAGAGAUUUCCUGCUGGUCUGUUGAGCUAUAG
Molecule: messenger RNA, 2631 nt
Organism: Eptesicus fuscus (big brown bat)
Lineage: Eukaryota; Metazoa; Chordata; Mammalia; Chiroptera; Vespertilionidae
Product: inter-alpha-trypsin inhibitor heavy chain H4-like
Biological process (GO): hyaluronan metabolic process
Molecular function (GO): serine-type endopeptidase inhibitor activity
Source: RefSeq, a predicted model, not a curated record